This is a messenger RNA of Talaromyces proteolyticus, 2946 nucleotides long. Its product is annotated as putative actin binding protein. NCBI's taxonomy places the organism in Eukaryota, Fungi, Ascomycota, Eurotiomycetes, Eurotiales, Trichocomaceae. Gene Ontology annotation, molecular function: actin filament binding. Gene Ontology annotation, biological process: regulation of actin filament polymerization. The record is from RefSeq and is a predicted model, not a curated record. Bases 324 to 2648 code for a protein of 774 amino acids. The transcript is spliced from 4 exons. Gene Ontology annotation, cellular component: actin filament; cortical actin cytoskeleton; plasma membrane.
CCGCGCCACAUUUCAGCUGCCUGCUGCGUAUUCCGCCCACCACUCUCAUUUCCCCCAUCUACCAUACUUCUUUCUCAACAUAACGUACAGUACGGCGCCAAGCCCGUUAUAUCUACAUCUGCUUUCUGCCAGGCGCUCUCACUUGAACCUAGGGGUGGUUGGGCGUCUAUAUCCGCUUGAUUGAAGUCAUUUGUUUGUUGCGGUCAGCUUCCCCACAACCCAAUCCAAAAUACCAACUCGACCCAAGCACACAACUCAACAGCUGGUUAACUUGAAUAGCUACAGUCCAUGCGAUAGAGCUCUCCAUACAAUCAAUUGCUCCCAUGUCUUCCCUCAACCUCUCCACAAACGGGCCGUCCAUUUCGAAGAGUUAUCAGUCCGUGGUCAGUGCUGUCCCAGCAAGCGUUGCCGCUGCUGCAUCACCAACCUACGGCCAAUGGGCGCUCUUCAAUGUGACCACACCGCUUGUGAAUGCGUUCCAGCCAGACGCCGGGAACAAGGAGAGUGUCCUAAAGGUUCAGAGCUCCGGGGAGGGUGAAUUGGCAGAUCUUGUUGAGGACUUUUCGGAAGGAAAGAUUCAAUUUGCCUUUGUCAAAGUCAAGGACCUGAACACUGGUCUUCCCAAGAACGUUCUUAUCGGCUGGUGCGGAGAAGGCGUACCGGAAAGAACAAAAGGCUACUUCACCAGCCAUCUAGCCGCAGUUUCUCGAUUCUUCCAAGGCUAUCAUGUGCAAAUCACUGCUCGCUCGGAACAAGAUCUGUCCCCGGAUGGUAUCCUCCAGAAAGUUGCUGAUGCCUCUGGCUCCAAGUACUCGUCUAACCAAACCGUUCCCCAAGCGGCUCCAUCAAAGCCUCCAGUAGCUACAAAGCCAGUUUUCUCGGCUGGUCGCUCUGGUGGAUUCGUUCCUCCUCCCGGUGGGCGUCGAGUAGCUCCCCCUAGGAAUGAUCCGGUUGAUGCAGAUGGGUGGGGAGCUGAUGCCCCUCCAAUUACAAGAACUCAACUGGAAAAAGUGCCUUCGGCUUACAGGCCAACGAAAGUUGAUAUUAAUCAGUUGACAUCACAGAAACAACCCGAGUCCCGCUUCAACCAAGUUUCGUCCGAACCCCGGGACGACGUCGUUAGGGGCGGAUAUCAACCUAUUGGAAAGGUAGACAUUGCAGCGAUCAGGCGAAAAGCACGUGAAUCAGGUCAAAAUGUUGACGACCGACCCACUCCUGUCAAGGGAACUUAUGAGCCAGUUGGGAAGGUUGACAUAGGAGAAAUCCGAUCUAGAGCGCAACAGCCCCGAGAUGCCCCUGUACCUGAACCUCCUGCCCCCGAGCCUCAGACCGAAGCCAAGACAUUAUCUGAGCGCUCUGCAGCAUUCCAGUCAUCGGAGCGCCUCACAAGUCUUCCGAAGCCCAAAGUCGCAAAUCGAGUUGGUACGUCUUCAAACUUCACUGGUACCAAGGCCCCCUUACCCUCAGAAUUCGGACAAAAGCCCGCUGCUACUGCUGCUCCAGUUGGUUUGGCAAGCAAGACCUUUGCGGACGAAGGUGGAAAGACACCAGCGCAGUUGUGGGCUGAGAGGAAAGCAAGAGAAAAGGGUACUGGUGCCGCGGCUCCUACGCCAAGUUCACAGCCAGUAACUACAGACCUGUCGGGUGAUGGCCAGUGGAGGAGCUCGUAUACUGGAAAGAGCUGGGCUCCAGUACAAACCACGCAUACUGGACGAUCUGCAACCAGCAGCACUUCUCAACAGUUUUCAAGUACCCAUGCUCAAGAGGAGGAGCCAGUGACUACUGCUGUUACGUCUGAACGCAGUAUUGAGCCUACACCGACUGUUCCCCCACCUCUGGACAAUAGCAACAAGCCAAAUGCCGGUCGCGGUGUUCCUUUGCCUGGAUUCUCUACGGAGCCGACUGCUCCAGAUACUCAAUACGAGGAAAAGAGUAAACAGGAAGUACCACCGCCUCCCCAACAGCCUCGAUCACCUACCCCACCAACACCUCCAGUCAGAGAAACCUCCCCAAUCCAAGUUGCCAUGCCAGUCAGCCGCACUGCUCCAGAAGACCUGGUUCAGGAUGCCCACGAAGAAUUGGAUGCACCUCCUCAACCUCUUCCAAUACGCAGCUUGGAACAAGCUGUGCCAAAGGAAGAGGAUCUUGAGGACCCGGCUCAUGACACUGGUCGUGCCACUGCUGAGGCGGCUGCACAUGCUGCCGCCAACACAGAAUCUAUUCGUGCUGUGGUUCUGUAUGACUAUGAAAAAGCCGAGGAGAACGAAAUUGAGUUGAAGGAGGGCGAGAAUGUGACUGACAUUGAAAUGGUGGAUCAGGACUGGUGGCUGGGUGUGAACGUUCAUGGCGAUCGCGGUCUAUUCCCAAGCAACUACGUCGAAGUCGUUGAGCAGAGUCCGGGAGCUCCUGAGCACGAGGAGAUUCAGCCUCCUGUAGAAGAAGCGGAACCCGAGGCCGGUGAUGCAGGUGGUCAUGGUCAUACUGCAACAGCUCUCUAUGACUAUGAGGCUGCUGAGGAUAACGAACUCAGCUUCCCCGAUGGGGCGAAGAUUGUGAAUGUUGAGUUUCCAGAUGAAGAUUGGUGGUCAGGGGAAUUCAACGGCCAUGUUGGUCUCUUCCCCGCCAACUAUGUGGAGUUGGACAAGUAGUUUCGCUUCCUCGAAUUGCGCGCUCAUUCUUUUCUUCCGAUACGUAGCUGCAUAUUCGAUGGUUUUCCUAUGAAUGAAUGUAACAUGAAGUUGUAAAUUCAUUGACCACCAGCUAGCUGCCCACCAACAGCGGUUUUGUAUCGUGCUUCUGAUGAUUUGUGUUCAAAAAUGACUGUUUGUUGAAUAUACAUGAUAUAUUUUUGUCGCAAAAAAGGCAAUCCAGUUAACAUCCCGGACAUAGCGAUAACACUCAAAGUCUAUCGAUUCAAUAGAAGAAAUAAAUAUCUUUGUUGAUAAA